AUGCAACAGAUAUCCAAGAAAAAAAAUAUCGAUUUCGAUUCAAUAGCCAAUAUGUUGUUGAUAAAAUAUAAAGAUUUCAUACUUUCAAAAUUCAAGAAAGCUGUACCUGUAGAGAAUAUGAAGUUUCAGAACUUGAUUCAUUCGAACCAAUUCGCACAAGGACUAUUGGGGCAGAGUCAAAAUCUUUGUACAGUUUAUGAUAAUCCGACAUGGCAUUCUAUAGUGUUGGAGACAUUAGAUCUUGAUCUUAUCUAUAAAAACGUUGACGAUGAAGUUGCUAAAGAUGAGCAUGCAGAGGGGGAAAGCGCAUACACAGAUUACCUAGUAAAAGAAUUGCUUCGCUACUUCAAACAAGAUUUUUUCAAAUGGUGCAACAAGCCAGAUUGUCAGCAUUGUGGCCAGAACACUUCAGAAAAUAUGACAUUUGUGAGCACUCAAGGGCCCAAUGAAGAAGAAUCUAAAUUCAAUUGUGGAACUGUUGAAGUCUAUAAAUGCAACCAAUGUGCUAACAUCACUAGAUUUCCUCGUUAUAACGACCCAAUUAAGUUACUACAGACAAGAAACGGUAGGUGUGGUGAAUGGUGCAACCUAUUCACUUUAAUUUUGAAAUCAUUCGGACUAGAUGUUCGCUACAUCUGGAAUAGAGAAGAUCAUGUUUGGUGUGAAUACUUUUCAUCACAUUUGAAUAGAUGGAUUCACAUUGACUCUUGUGAGCAGUCAUUUGAUCAACCAUUCAUUUAUUCAGUUAACUGGAAUAAGAAAAUGAGUUACUGUAUUGCAUUCGGUAAAGAUGGUGUUGUUGACGUUAGCAAACGAUAUAUCCUUCAGAAUGAGCUACCCAGAGAUCAAAUUAAGGAAGAAGAUCUAAAAUUUCUGUGUCAAUAUAUAACUAAAAAGUUAAGGUCUUCGUCGAAUGAUGACGAGAUAUUCCAACUGGCAUGUCGUGAUGAGCAGGAACAGAUAGAAUUCAUCAAAGGAAGAGUGCAGGAAACAGAAACAAAAAAUAGUGCUGCUGCUUCAAAGACAUCUAAUCUUGGUAGAAAAAGUGGAUCGGUAGACUGGAAGGCACAACGGGGGGAAGACGGUAAAUAG
Molecule: messenger RNA, 1092 nt
Organism: Saccharomyces mikatae IFO 1815
Lineage: Eukaryota; Fungi; Ascomycota; Saccharomycetes; Saccharomycetales; Saccharomycetaceae
Gene: PNG1
Product: peptide-N4-(N-acetyl-beta-glucosaminyl)asparagine amidase
Exons: 1
Coding region: 1-1092 (363 amino acids)
Biological process (GO): protein quality control for misfolded or incompletely synthesized proteins; glycoprotein catabolic process; protein deglycosylation
Cellular component (GO): nucleus; cytosol
Molecular function (GO): peptide-N4-(N-acetyl-beta-glucosaminyl)asparagine amidase activity
Source: RefSeq, a predicted model, not a curated record